UGUGCUCCUACAUGCAGCUUCUGUUGCCAGGAGCUUGCAGCCUUUGAUUGGCAGAGAGUUGUGCCGAUGGUUCUGUAGUCCCUCCCCCACAUCCUCCAGCCCACAGACAGUCAAGGCUAUUAUGAAGGGAAAUAUGUUGCUCCGGCACAGCCUCUUUCUAAUUCAACGUGCUCAGCCUUCAGCAGGGAAAACACCAUUCUGAAAGGGAUUUGUUACCUUCCAGCCCAGCCCCCUCCACUCUUCCUUUUACAGAAACUUGUGUGAUACUUGGCACUGUGGUGUCACCGCUGUAGGCUCCUCUAUGGAUUUUGCUGAGAUGCACAACCAGCUUUUAAACCCUUUGAAAUGAGCUGUGAUCACAUUUCCUGGUUUUCACAUUUCAUCUGAGCCCUGUUUGUGGAGCACGGAGGAAACUGAAUGAACAACUGGACAUCUGGAAAUAAGGCGCUUGUGGAGUAUGGGUACAACUGCCAGUGCAGCUCAGCAGGUGCCCUCAACAGUGCCCUCUAGUGAAAACGUUCAGGGUAAUGGAAGUGGAAGCUCAAAUGUUGAAGAUCGCAAUUCCCUGAGCACACAGUCAUUUCAGAAUGUCAGCAUCCACAACAAGGCAAAGUCAAUAAUCACCAAUAAGGUGGCACCUGUAGUAAUCACGUAUAAUUGCAAAGAAGAGUUUCAGAUUCAUGAUGAUCUACUCAAAGCUAAUUAUUCAGUUGGAAGAAUUUCAGAGACAAUGCCAGAACACUAUCUUGUCCAGGGUAAAUAUUUUAUGGUACAUGACGUAUAUAGCAAAUUGGAUGUGUUAAACACUACUAGUAGUUGUGGUGCGCCGAACUUUCGCCAAGCAAGAGGAGGAUAUGAAGUUUAUGGAAUGGGCCAGCCCAGCUUAAAUGGCUUCAAACAAGUGCUGCAAAAGCUUCAGAGCAAUGGCCACAAGGAAUGUGUCUUCUUCUGUGUGCGUGAGGAACCUGUACUGUUCUUAAAGUUGGAGGAUGACUUUGUGCCUUACACUCCCAGGAGGAAGGAGAAUUUGCAUGAAAACUUGCAUGAUUUAGAGAAAGGACUGCGUGCAGAAAAUCUUGAGCUUGCCAUACGGAAAGAGCUGCACGACUUUGCCCAGCUCAGUGGAAACAGUUACUAUGUAUACAACGAUAUUGAACAUUUUAAAGACGAACCACAUUCGAUUAUAAUCCACUGUGAAGAAGAUAUCCAUGUCACAGAGGAGGUGUAUAACAGGCCUGUAUUUUUACUGCCAGCAUACAGGUACCAUCGCCUGCCCCUUCCUAUGGAUGGUGCUCCCUUAGAAACUCAGUUUGAUGCAUUUGUAAAUAUUCUCAGGGAAAAUCCAAGUCUUUUGCUACUCCAUGAUGCCAGCCACCCACCACCUGCCCUCUUGUUUAGCUGCCAGACGGGAGUGGGCAGAACUAACUUAGCCAUGAUUCUGGGAACACUGGUUCUGUAUCACCGGAAAGGAGCCUGUGAGAAGCAAACCAUCUCCCAGGAUACAAAUGUUUUGCCAAAGCAACGUUUUCAGGUUAUCCAGAAUUUUAUCAACAUGGUACCAAAUGGAGAAGCAAUAGUUGAUGAGGUUGAUAAAGCUAUCGAGUUAUGCUCAGAAAUGCAUGAUAUUAAAGCAGCACUGUAUGAGUGUAAAAAGAAGCUGGAAGGCAUAGGAGAAGGCUACCAAAUUCAGGGAAGUUCGACCAAAGAAUAUUUUCUCAAAGGAACCCUCCAUAGUUUGGAGCGAUAUUUUUAUUUAAUAACUUUCAACUAUUACCUUCAUGAGCAGUACCCCUUGGCUUUUGCACUGAGUUUCAGCAAGUGGAUGUGUACGCAGCCGUGGAUCUACAGAUUGCAAGCAAGCCUCAAUCUGUCUGAGCUCACUUUAUCAGGAGAACUUAUAACAAAGGGAACCCGUGUUUUAGUACUGGAUGAUCGGUUCUCUCCUGAUGUGCUAAGUACCCUGAAAGAGAUGAACGUAGCUAAUUUUAGAAGAGUGCCCAAAAUGCCAGUCUAUGGUACUGCACAACCAAGCUUGAAGGCUACAGGUAGUGUACUCAGUUAUCUGACAGAUGCAAAGCGGAAGUAUUCCAACAUUCUGUGGGUAAACCUUCGAGAAGAUGUCAUACUGGAAGCAAAUGAACAAAUAUUCACCCCACGUGAACCAGAUAAUUUGGAGCAACAAAUUGCAGUGCCUGCAGCUUCACCAGAGCAACUAGAGAAAUUGGAGGCCACAGUUGCAAACCAUGUCCUCACUUCCCAAAAGUGGCUUGAAGUCUACCUUGAACAAGAGAAGCAAAUGAAAAUGUUCAAAACCUGUCGGACUAUGCAGGAGAUUUUCAACCAACAUAGAAGUGCCUAUCCAGGUUUGGUGUACAGAAGGAUUCCCAUUCCGGAUUUCUGUGCACCCAGGGAACAGGAUUUUGACAUGCUUCUGCAGUCCAUGAAGAGCAUGCUAGCAGAGGACUCCAGUGCAGCCUUUGUCUUUAACUGUCAUGGUGGCAAAGGAAGGACAACUACUGCUAUGGUCAUCGCUGUGCUUACUCUCUGGCAUUUUAAUAGCAUUCCUGAAAUUACUGAGGAUGAAAUUGUAAGUGUGCCAGACGCAAAAUACACCAAGGGAGAGUUUGAGGUUGUGAUGAAGAUUGUGCAGCUUUUGCCAGAUGGGCACAAAAUAAAGAAGGAAGUAGACAUGGCUCUUGACAGUAUUAGUGAAACCAUGACUCCUAUGCAUUACCACUUGCGAGAAAUCAUUAUUUGCACCUAUAGACAGGUUAAAACAGCUAAGAAUUCAAAGGAAAUGAGACUUCUCCAGCUCAGAAGCCUUCAGUACUUGGAGCGAUACAUCUACCUAAUCCUUUUCAAUGCCUAUCUGCACUUGGAGAAGAAGGACACUUGGCAAAGGCCAUUUAGCACCUGGAUGUAUGAGGUGGCAUCCAAAGCUGGGGUUUAUGAAGUGCUGAAUCAGCUGGGAUUUAGUGAAUUUGAAAAUGCAGAAGAACAGCCACUAUGCCGGCUGCGUUAUCGCUGGCAACAGCAAAACACCAACCUGCUUCCAUUCCGAGGAGAAUUUAUUUAGGAAAACUGCAACCCUCACCAAGAUAUUGCAGCAGACGAAUGCCUAACGGGACUUGGAUCAUGUAAUCAAAGAAUGGACACAAAAAAACUGCCAGCCAAGAUAUUUUACAGGAAUUUAUUGAUAAUAAAAUAAAUGAUCAUUUUAGAAAAGUCCUUAAUUGGAAUAGAUGAUGGAAUGUCAUAAUGAGAAGGAGAAUGUUGAUUCUUUCACCAGUUUAAAGCAGCACAUUCCACCAAAGUAUGCUUCUUGUUUUUUUAUGUUCUGUAGAUUGCAUUUUAGCAAAUAUGGUAAGAAGAUAUUGUUAUAGAUUUUUUUAAAGUUCGAGUUGUAUUUUUGAUACAGUUCAGCUACAAAGGAAGAAAACUGAGUCAUGGAACUGAGCAUUUGUAUGACAGUCCACUGAACGUCUGGGCUUUAUAACAGUAGAAAACAAACUCCAGCCCAUAAGGACAAGCAACAGAGUCAUUUCAUUGAGUAUACUGUCUGUUACUUUUUGUUUCAUAUAGAGCUCUGUUUGGUACUUCUUUUAUUUCUGGUCCUUUAGAGGUUAGCUUUCAUUUCAAAUGUUUUCCUUGUCAGCAGCUUGGUUUAAGCUUUUGGUUACAUAUGGACACACAAAGGAAAAAAACAAAGAUCAUAUCUUGCUGUUCAGUGAUCUAUCCACAUAUUCUCAGGGUAGGUAGGCUAGACUGAAAGCUUGCACUGCUUGUGUUGUAGUAUCAGUUUGCAAGGCAGCACGCAGGUUAGCGACUAUAAUACAACUAGACUGAGUUCUGAAUAUUGGGUUCUCUUAUACGCUGAUGUGCUCUUCAGUUGUGAUUUCUGUGUAUGUGAUCCAGUUUAGUCCAAGGUUACUGUAUACUUCAUCUUCAGUCCAGCAAACUCAAUGGGAUUACAUAAAACACACUGCAAAGCAAGUCAUUAAAUUAGAUUAUUUAAGGUGGUCAUACACAGGCUUAUAAAAGAGUUGGCAGCUUAUCAGCCUGUGUAUGUGGCCCUCAGACAGGCCUACCUGACUGAUAUCUGGCCGAAAAUCGAGGUGAGAAGCAUAUCUGCACAUUGAUGUCCUAUUCCUGACGGCCAGUAUCCCAUCAUUAUUAUGAUCCAAUCAUUUAGCCCUCUGUCCAAAAUAUCAGCUCGCUCCAAUAUUGCCCACCUCGUCUAAUAAGCGGAUCUUUUCAUGUAUGGCCACAUUAACUCACAUUUUAUUAUAUUACCAUUCCCAUACAAGGUAAAACUGUGUUUGUAAAGGGCUAACUAUAAAUACAAUUCUUUCCUGACAUAUUUCUUGGGAAGUACUUUGUUCUUUAUUGCUUUGCUCUUAGAUUAUCAUACCAGUGUCAUUAAUGUUUUCCUAAAUUGUCAUUUUAUAGUUCCUUUCCACUGAGGCUGUUUUGCAGUUCCCUGCUGCUCAAGCACAAGUGCUGCUAGAAAUUCAUACUGAUAGUUUAUAGUACCUUCCUUUUAUAUGCAAACUGUAAAAAUAACAUACAG
Molecule: messenger RNA, 4570 nt
Organism: Xenopus tropicalis (tropical clawed frog)
Lineage: Eukaryota; Metazoa; Chordata; Amphibia; Anura; Pipidae
Gene: pald1
Product: phosphatase domain containing paladin 1
Exons: 20
Coding region: 458-3076 (872 amino acids)
Cellular component (GO): cytosol
Source: RefSeq, a predicted model, not a curated record